CUUGGUGUUGCCGUUGGAUUUUGUGUUCCGGCCAUGGUCGUUCCUAGUUUACCAACUGACUCCUAUUGGUUCGAUAACAAUGGGACAUAUACACUGGACUAUCCAUGGAUCGCUCGACUAUUCCGCGGUCACAUUCAACCGAACGCCUCGAUGUUUGACAGUAUCAAAUUUUGCAUGAUGAUUCUGUUGUACGCGGGCGCGGUCAUCACCACACUCCCUUUAAUUCCCGUCCUAUUCGCAUUUAAAUCUGAGCCUCCAUCCGAGCCCACCUAUGCGCAGUAUAUGCGCAAACAAGUUCGUCGACGAGUAAAACAUUUGGAUGAUGAAGCAGGAAUGGAGGCAAAUCAACGUUCCACUGAAUGUUCCAUGGAAACCGUUCGAUCACGAUCUGGAAGCCACACAGUGCGAAAUAAUCAAGUUGCCCCGUUGACCGAAACGAGUCCAGUGUUGAGUAAAAUCAAUCAUGAGGAUGAGACUUCGUUGGACACCGAUUCAACUAUAUCAAAUGGGGACUACAAGAGUUCGUUGCUCCGUGUCAUUCGGAAUCGCCAAUAUGUUUUGCUGUUUUUCAGUUAUGGAAUUAAUACGGGUGUAUACUACGCUCUGGGAACACUACUGAAUUUCAUUCUGUUGGACUUUUUCCCGGUGAGUAUUUGUGCAAUUAACUUGAGUUCAAACAUCUUCAAUGUAUGGACAUCAAUUUUGUUCUAUGAAGGAUUGUACAAUGUUCCCUUUAAUCAUAUCGCAGCUGGUGCCGACAAUAGCAUCACCACUCCUGCCUCAGCUUUUAACCCCACUUUUAGAGUAUUUAUGUACUUUUAA
Echinostoma caproni is the source of this 822-nucleotide messenger RNA. Lineage: Eukaryota; Metazoa; Platyhelminthes; Trematoda; Plagiorchiida; Echinostomatidae. The record is from the annotation of a GenBank genome assembly.